Messenger RNA from Cavia porcellus (domestic guinea pig), 7610 nucleotides. It is a transcript of the gene Tnc, whose product is annotated as tenascin C. The coding region runs from base 405 to 7016 and encodes 2203 amino acids. Gene Ontology annotation, cellular component: perisynaptic extracellular matrix. Gene Ontology annotation, biological process: regulation of cell adhesion. The transcript has 28 exons. The record is from RefSeq and is a predicted model, not a curated record. Gene Ontology annotation, molecular function: protein binding. NCBI's taxonomy places the organism in Eukaryota, Metazoa, Chordata, Mammalia, Rodentia, Caviidae.
UUAAUUCACCAACUGCAAAAGUGGGGAAGGAUGUCUGGAGGCGAGGCGUCCCAUUACAGAGCAAGGAGCUGGCUAUAUAAGCCAGCCAAAGCUGGCUGCUCUGGCUACAGUCUGCCUACUGUCACACGCUCUCCCGCGCGCAGACACGCGCCUGCCUAGGGCUACACAAAGCCAGCGCGACUGGGGACCCGAGAGGCUCACGUGGGAACCGCUGCAGCUCUCCAGGUACGCGCUCCAGGGAGCCCUGCGCACGGUCUGAGGUCCCAUCCCGGACAGAAAAACAUUCUUUCACGAAGACUGAGGAUGACCGCUUCAGCUGCAGCUCUGUGCUUCUAAUUCCUAAAUUAGUACGAGAGUGAGAGACCUUAGUUUCCUAGAAACACCUAGGCAGACCCACCUCCACCAUGGGGGCUAUGAUUCAGCUAUUGCUGGGAAUCUUCCUAGCUUUUCUUGUGCUCCCUUCAGAAGGUGGGGUUCUCAAGAAAACCAUCAGGCACAAGCGACAGAGUGGGUUGAAUGUCACCUUCCCAGAGGAGAAUCAGCCAGUAGUGUUUAACCACGUCUACAAUAUCAAGCUGCCUGUGGGAUCACAAUGUUCUGUGGAUCUGGAAUCAGCCAGUGGAGAGAAAGAUCUGGCUCUUCCAUUGGAGCCCAGUGAAAGCAUCCAGGAACACACAGUGAAUGGGGAAAACCAAAUUGUCUUCACGCACCGGAUCAACAUCCCUCGCCGGGCCUGUGGUUGUGCCGCUGCUCCGGAUGUCAAAGAGCUCCUGAGCAGGCUGGAAGAGCUGGAGCUCGUGGUGUCCUCCCUGCGGGAGCAGUGCAGCAUGGGGACAGGCUGCUGUCUCCAAUCUGCUGAAGGUCGUCUGGACACCAGGCCCUUCUGCAGUGGCCGAGGUAACUUCAGCACCGAAGGAUGUGGCUGCGUUUGUGAACCUGGCUGGAAAGGCCCCAACUGUUCUGAGCCCGAGUGUCCAGGCAACUGUAACCUGCGAGGCCAGUGUCUCGAAGGACAGUGCAUCUGUGAUGAGGGCUUCACGGGUGAGGACUGCAGCCAGCUGGCCUGUCCCAGUGACUGCAAUGACCAGGGAAAGUGUGUGGAUGGGGUAUGCAUCUGCUUUGAAGGUUAUGCAGGAGCUGACUGCAGCCAGGAAGUCUGCCCGGUGCCCUGCAGUGAGGAGCACGGGAGGUGCAUCGACGGCCGGUGUGUGUGCCAGGAAGGCUUUGCGGGCGAUGACUGCAAGGAACCCCUGUGUCUCAACAACUGCUAUAACCGCGGACGCUGCGUGGAGAACGAGUGCGUGUGCGAGGAAGGCUUCACAGGCGAGGACUGCAGUGAGCUCGUCUGCCCCAAUGACUGCUUUGACCGUGGCCGCUGCCUCAACGGCACCUGCUACUGUGAAGAGGGCUUCACGGGCGAGGACUGUGGCACACUCACCUGCCCCAAUGACUGCCACCAGCAGGGCCGGUGUGAGGAAGGACAGUGCGUGUGUGACGAAGGUUUUGCUGGUGCCGACUGCAGCGAAAAGAGGUGUCCUGCCGACUGCCACAACCGCGGACGCUGCCUUAAUGGGCAGUGUGAGUGUGACGACGGAUUCACGGGAGCUGACUGUGGGGAGCUCAAGUGCCCCAAUGAUUGUAGUGGCCAUGGCCACUGCGUCAACGGCCAGUGUGUAUGUGACGAGGGCUACACAGGGGACGACUGCAGCCAGCUGCGGUGCCCCAAUGACUGCCACAGCCGGGGCCGCUGCAUAGAGGGAAAGUGUGUGUGCGAGCCCGGCUUCGAGGGCUACGACUGCAGUGACAUGAGCUGCCCCAAUGACUGCCACCAGCAUGGCCGCUGCGUGAAUGGCAUGUGUGUCUGUGAUGACAACUACAUAGGCGAAGACUGCAGGGACCGCCGCUGUCCCCGGGACUGCAGUAACCGGGGUCGUUGUGUAGACGGGCAGUGCCUGUGUGAGGACGGCUUCACCGGCCUCGACUGUGCAGAGCUGUCCUGUCCCAGUGACUGCCAUGGCCAGGGCCGCUGCGUGAACGGGCAGUGCGUGUGCCACGAAGGCUUCAUGGGCCAAGACUGCAAAGAGCGAAGGUGUCCUGGCGACUGCCACGGCCAGGGCCGCUGUGAGGAUGGCCAAUGCGUGUGCCACGAAGGCUUCACGGGCAUAGACUGUGGGCAGCGCUCCUGUCCCAAUGACUGCAGCAACUUGGGACAGUGCAUUUCCGGUCGCUGCAUCUGCAACGCGGGCUACACCGGAGACGACUGCUCACAGGUAUCUCCUCCCAAAGACCUCAUUGUGACAGAAGUGACAGAAGAGACCGUAAACCUGGCAUGGGACAAUGAGAUGAGAGUCACAGAGUACCUUGUAGUGUACACACCCACCCAUGCCAAUGGCCUGGAAAUGCAGUUCCGGGUGCCUGGGGACCAGACAUCCACCAUCAUCCGGGAGCUAGAGCCUGGCGUGGAGUACUUUAUCCGCGUGUUUGCCAUCCUGGAGAACAAGAAGAGCAUCCCCGUCAGUGCCAGGGUUGCCACUUACUUGCCUGCACCCGAGGGCCUAAAAUUCAAGUCCAUCAAGGAGACAUCUGUGGAAGUGGAGUGGGAUCCUCUAGACAUUGCGUUUGAAACAUGGGAGAUCAUCUUCCGUAAUAUGAAUAAAGAAGAUGAAGGAGAGAUCACCAAAAGCCUGAGGAGGCCGGAGACCUCUUACCAGCAAACCGGCCUGGCCCCUGGGCAAGAAUAUGAGAUCUCUCUGCACAUCGUGAAAAAUAACACUCGGGGUCCUGGCCUGAAAAGGGUGACCACCACCCGCUUGGAUGCUCCCAGCCAAAUGGAGGUGAAAGAUGUCACAGACACCACAGCUCUCGUCACCUGGUUCAAACCCCUGGCUGAGAUUGAUGGCAUUGAGCUCUCCUAUGGCCUCAAAGAUGUGCCAGGCGACCGCACCACCAUCGAUCUCACACACGAUGAGAAUCAGUACUCCAUCGGAAACCUGAAGCCCGACACCCAGUAUGAGGUGUCCCUCAUCUCCCGCAGGGGCGACAUGUCCAGCAACCCAGCCAAGGAAAGCUUCACAACAGGCCUGGAUGCGCCUAGGAAUCUCCGACGCGUCUCCCAGACAGACAGCAGCAUCACUUUGGAAUGGCGAAAUGUCAAGGCAGCCAUCGACAGCUACAGAAUCAAGUAUGCACCCAUCUCUGGAGGCGACCAUGCCGAGGUCGAUGUUCCCAAGAGUCAACAAACAACGACCAAAACUACACUCACAGGUCUGAGGCCAGGAACCGAGUAUGGGAUUGGAGUCUCUGCUGUGAAGGAGGACAGGGAGAGUGACCCAGCAACCAUCAAUGCUGCAACAGAAAUUGAUGCACCCAAGGACCUGCAAGCUUCUGAAACCACAGAGAACAGCCUGACCCUUCAGUGGAAGACACCACUGGCAAAGUUUGACCGAUACCGCCUCAACUACAGCCUCCCCACGGGUCAGUCCAUGGAGGAGCAGCUGCCCAGAGAUACCACCUCACAUGUGCUUCGAGGCCUGGAGCCUGGCCAGGAGUACACCGUCCUGCUCACAGCUGAGAAGGGUAGACACAAAAGCAAGCCAGUCCGCGUGAAGGCCACCACUGAACAUGUCCCUGAACUGGAAAAUCUCACCGUGACUGAGGUUGGCUGGGAUGGCCUCAAACUCAACUGGACUGCAGCUGACCAGGCCUAUGAGCACUUUGUCAUUCAGGUGCAGGAAGCCAACAAGGUGGAGGCCACUCACAACCUCACAGUGCCUGGCAGCAUGCGGGCCGUGGACCUUCCGGGUCUCAAGGCCGGCACCCCUUACAGGGUCUCCAUCUAUGGGGUGAUCCGGGGUUAUAGAACACCAGUCCUCUCUGCUGAGGCCUCCACAGGGGAAACUCCCAAUUUGGGAGAGAUCACGGUGACCGAGGUGGGCUGGGAUGCCCUCAAACUCAACUGGACUGCUCCAGAAGGGGCCUAUGAGCACUUUCUCAUUCAGGUGCAGGAGGCUGACACAGUCACAGUGGUCCAAAACCUCACAGUUCCAGGAGGACUGAGGUCCGUGGACCUUCCAGGGCUCAAAGCAGCCACUCACUAUAGAGUCACCAUCCGUGGGGUCGCUCAGGACUUCAGUACAACUCCUCUCUCUGUUGAAAUCUGGACAGAGGAGGUUCCAAGUUUGGGAAACCUUACAGUGACUGACGUUAGCUGGGAUGCCUUCAAACUGGACUGGACUACACCAGAUGAGAUCUAUGACCAGUUUGUCAUUGAGGUCCAAGAGGCUGACCAGGUAGAAAGGACUCACAAUCUCACUGUUCCUGGCAGCCUACGCUCUGUGAAAAUCCCAGGCCUCACAGCUGGUACUGCUUAUAGGAUCACCCUGCACGGCGAGGCCAGGGGCCGCAGAACUCGACCCCUUGCUGCAGAGAUCUUCACAGAGAAACUCCCCCAGCUGGGAGACUUAGCUGUGACUGAGGUUGGCUGGGAUGGCCUCAAACUCAACUGGACUGCAGCUGACCAGACCUAUGAGCACUUUGUCAUUCAGGUGCAGGAAGCCAACAAGGUGGAAGCCACUCACAACCUCACAGUGCCUGGCAGCAUGCGGGCUGUGGACCUUCCGGGUCUCAAGGCCGGCACCCCUUACAGGGUCUCCAUCUAUGGGGUGAUCCGGGGUUAUAGAACACCAGUGCUCUCUGCUGAGGCUUCCACAGCCAAAGAACCUGAAAUUGGAAACUUAAGUGUUUCUGACAUAACAUCUGAGAGCUUCAAUCUCUCCUGGACAGCUACCCAUGGGAUCUUCGAGACCUUUACCAUUGAAAUUAUUGAUUCCAAUAGGUUGCUGCAGAUGGUGGAAUAUAACAUAUCUGGUGCUGAACGAACUGCCCAAAUCUCAGGGCUCCCCCCUAAUACUGAUUUCAUUAUCUACCUCUCUGGACUUGCUCCUAGCAUCCGGACCAAAACCAUCAGUGCCACAGCCACCACAGAGGCCUUGCCCUUCCUGGAAAACAUAACCAUUUCCGACAUUAAUCCCUACGGGUUCACAGUUUCCUGGAUGGCAUCGGAGAAUGCCUUUGACAGCUUUCUAGUAACAGUGGUGGAUUCUGGGAAGCUGCUGGACCCCCAGGAAUUCACACUUUCAGGAAUCCAGAGGAAGCUGGAGCUUAGAGGGCUCAUAACCGGCAUUGGCUAUGAGGUUAUAGUCUCUGGCUUCACCCAAGGGCACCAAACCAAGCCCUUGAGGGCUGAGGUUAUUACAGAAGCUGAACCAGAAGUUGACAACCUUCUGGUUUCAGAUGCCACCCCAGAUGGUUUCCGUCUGUCCUGGACAGCUGAUGAAGGGAUGUUUGACAGUUUUGUUCUCAAAAUCAGAGAUUCCAAAAAGCAGUCUGAACCUCAGGAAAUAAUCCUUCCUUCCCCUGAACGUACCAGAGACAUAACAAAUCUCAGAGAGGCCACUGAGUACGAAAUUGAACUCUAUGGAGUACGCAAUGGAAGGCGAUCCCAGCCAGUCAGCGCCAAAGCAACAACAGCCAUGGGAUCUCCAAAGGAACUCAUUUUCUCAGACAUCACUGAGAAUGCAGCCACUGUCAGCUGGAAGGCACCCACUGCCCAGGUGGAGAGCUUCCGAGUUACCUAUGUGCCCAUCAGCGGAGGGAUGCCCUCCAUGGUUACAGUAGAUGGGACCACAACGGAAGCCAGGCUGGUGCAGCUCAUCCCUGGGGUGGAGUACCUCGUCAGCGUCAUCGCCAUGAAGGGCUUCGAGGAAAGUGAACCAGUGUCAGGGUCACUCACCACAGCUCUGGACGGCCCAUCCAGCCUGGUGAUAGCCAACAUCACUGACUCUGAAGCCUUGGCCAUGUGGCAGCCAGCCAUAGCCCUUGUGGACAAUUACAUCAUCUCCUACACAGGGGAGAGAGGUUUAGUGCCAGAAAUUACACGCACCGUGUCUGGGAACACAGUGGAGUAUUCUCUGACUGACCUUGAGCCUGCCACGGAAUACACACUGAGAAUAUUUGCAGAGAAGGGACCCCAGAAGAGCUCCACCAUGACUACCAGGUUCACAACAGACCUGGAUGCUCCCAGAGAUUUGACUGCUUCUGAGGUUCAAUCAGAAACUGCUCUCCUCACCUGGCAGCCUCCCCGGGCAUCAGUCACUGGUUACCUCCUGGUUUACGAAUCCCUGGAUGGUACACUCAAGGAAGUCAUCUUGGGUCCGGAUACCACCUCCUAUAGCCUGAUAGACUUGAGCCCAUCCACCCACUACACAGCCAGGAUCCAGGCACUGAGAGGCCCCCUGAGGAGCAAGCUGAUCCCGACUGUCUUCACCACAAUUGGGCUCCUGUACCCGUUCCCCAAGGACUGCUCCCAAGCAAUGCUGAAUGGAGACACGACCUCUGGCCUCUAUACCAUUUAUCUAAACAAUAAUAAGACCCAGGCUCUGGAGGUUUUCUGUGACAUGAGUUCCGAUGGAGGUGGCUGGAUCGUGUUCCUGAGACGCAAAAAUGGGCGUGAGGACUUCUAUCGAAACUGGAAAGCCUAUGCUGCUGGAUUUGGGGACCGCAAUGAAGAAUUCUGGCUUGGGCUAGAUAACCUGAGCAAAAUCACAGCCCAAGGGCAAUACGAGCUCCGUGUGGACCUGCAAGACCAUGGAGAGACAGCCUAUGCCGUUUACGACAGGUUCAGUGUGGGAGACGCCAAGACCCGAUACAAGCUGAAGGUGGAAGGGUACAGCGGGACAGCAGGUGACUCCAUGGCCUACCACAAUGGCAGAUCUUUCUCCACCUAUGACAAGGACACAGACUCAGCCAUCACCAACUGCGCCCUGUCUUACAAAGGAGCUUUCUGGUACAAGAACUGUCACCGUGUCAACCUGAUGGGGAGAUAUGGGGACAACAACCACAGUCAGGGAGUUAACUGGUUCCACUGGAAGGGCCACGAAUACUCAAUCCAGUUUGCAGAGAUGAAGCUAAGACCCAGCAACUUCAGAAAUCUAGAAAGCAGGCGCAAACGGGCAUAAACUCCAAGGACAACUGGGUGAGAGAAGAGGGCCCAGAGAAAGGAAAGGAUUUUACCAAAGCAUCAAUAUACCCAGUCUGAUCAUCUGGCCACACCUGGGCAUUGGGCAAGAGUCAAGGCUGGCCCCAGGCCAUGAGGCCACUGCAUCACCCACUCUGCGGUCACUUCCUUCACACCAAAGACAGCGGGCUGCAGCAGGCUUCUGUUUUGUUGUUUGACUCAGCAAAAUCCUUCCGGUGACGACAACACAAUAGUUUUUACUUCUCUCAGUGGCUCUGGGAAUGGGAGAGGGGGAGACAGUGGUAGUUUGUUUUAGAACCAGCUGUAUUUUUAAAAAAGCUAUAUAAUUAAUUGUUAUUAUUUUUGUUAGUAAAGAUAAAAUGUGUGUCAUUGGAAUUUGCCCCCCUGUUUUUUACAUUUCAUACAACUGAAGUCAGAAAAGCAAUACUGUUUCCCUUUCAAGGAGAUGAUUAAUAUUAUUAAUAUAAUAAUGAUGAUGAUGAAAACUAAGGAUUUUUAAAGAGUUGUUCCUAUCCCAAACACAUCUUGAUGGUACGUGACUGUAUUUUUUUUAAUAAAACCACAAGUACUUUAA